Messenger RNA from Parnassius apollo (apollo), 465 nucleotides. Lineage: Eukaryota; Metazoa; Arthropoda; Insecta; Lepidoptera; Papilionidae. The record is from the annotation of a GenBank genome assembly.
AUGAGCAGUAUCAUCCGCGUGGCAUCACGAGUCAAUUCAUCCAGAGUAGUCACCACAUGCUGUAGAAGAGCGUUGUACAGCACUGAAAAUAAAGCGCGAUACUACACGAAGAAACAUGAGUGGGUGGCUAUUAAUGGUGACAUUGGAACAGUCGGUAUUUCAAGCUACGCACAGGAUGCGUUAGGGGAGGUUGUAUUUGUUCAGCUGCCCGAUGUUGGGCGGGAGUUAACUACUGGCGAGGAAUGUGGCGCCCUAGAGAGCGUAAAAGCUGCUAGCGAAGUCUACACGCCAGUAUCCGGAACUGUGACAGAAAAGAAUGACACAGCGGAAUCCACCCCGUCAUUGAUAAAUAAGUCGUGUUACGAAGAUGGCUGGUUGUUUCGUCUAAAGCUUUCCAGUCCCGAAGAGUUGAAGCACCUUAUGGACCAGGCUGCUUACGAGAAAUACCUCGAAGAAUCACAUUGA